UUAGGGAAUCAAAACAGAGAGAGAAUGCCGAAAUGGCGAAGAGACGAAGGUCGUUACGUAACUCGUGCUCCACAGUCCUGCUGUAGAAUUGCAUUACAUGGGUUGCCUCCCGUGUGCCGCUCCUCUUCUUCGGCCGUGUUCCGCUAGAACUGAAAAGCAGAAGCCAGGCGGUUGUGAGUCUCUCGGUUCUCUUUUCUGUUUUUCGAUUUACCUGGAGUCAUUGUGUCAGGAAACCAGGUCAAGUUGCUUCAUGCGCACUCGAGGAGCGCAACUUGCGGCAGUCUCUGCGUUGAGCACUUCUUUCUCGCAUUGCACAUCGACGUUGUGCCUGCGAAUUCGGACUUUGAAGCUGCAUGCUGCCACAUGGAGACGAUUUUUUACGCUCGGCGUACCACGAGGUUCUCUUGUUUAGGCGGGGCAACCUUCUGACGCUUUUUUUUCCGGAGGUGCGACGUCUCAGUUGUUUCAGCAGACGUUUCGAAUUUCCUUGUCUUCCGAUGGCGAAAAAGUUUCGGAGAACCCCUUAGCGACUGGAUGUGCAUCUGUGCGCAAACGACUUCUUAAAACCCAAGUCAACACCUGUGUUCGUAUUCAAGCAUAUACCUACCUGCGCAUGUGUAGGUACUACCCUUGUGGAAGAUUCUUCGUAACGGUACAUGCACUGAACCACUGCUGAGACGGUCGACAGACAGUUGUAGGGCUCUCUCCUGUGAAAAAAGAUGAGUCUCUGCGGUGGCAUGCUCAGUGUCUGAUACGCCUGGAACCUGUUUGCUGCUGCCGCGUCCAGAGGUUCCCCCUCGUCUCGUUUCUCCCUUUCGGCACAUCGCUCCCUGCCCCGCUCGUCACCAUGGUUAAUCAAACAGACUCAGACAACUUUCCCCCCUUGGGUGCCGCCUCCUCACGGCGCCCUCGCAGCGCGGCUUCUGCCUUUUCUGCUUCUUCGGCUUCUUCGACUUCUUCGGCUUCUGCUCACGCAGAGGGAGCGCACGAGACUCACAAGCGAUUGCGGGGAGAGGCUAUGCGGUGGUCGGCUGCAUCCCUCGACGACCGGGAGAGAAAAAGCGUCUUUUCCGGGGAUAUUCCGGGUCUCGGCGUGGUGGUGCCAGGCCAACAGAUCGUUGUGGAGGAAGGAUGCAUGCGCGGACAUGGAACGUACGAAAAAGGAGGGAAAAUAUUUGCCGCGGUCUGCGGAAUCCUCGAAAAGGUGAAUAAACUGGUGUACAUUCGACCCCUGCGGUCUCGGUAUCAGGGCAGCGUCGGCGACGUCGUUGUGGGACGAGUCACAGACAUCCUGAACGGGAAGUGGCUAGUGGACGUGAACUCAGGCCAGGCCGCGUGUUUGGCCCUCGCCGCAAUUUCCCUUCCGGAGCAUCGGCGGCGACUCGACGAGGACAUGUUGGAGAUGCAGAACUUCUUCGUUGUCGGAGACGUCAUCUGCUGCGAGGUUCAACGCGUUCGAGCGGACGGCCAAAUUCUUCUGCACACGAGAAGCACGCGGUACGGGCGACUGAUGAACGGCGUUUUUCUCGCAGUGGCGCCUCAGCAGAUUCAGCGGCAGAGCCACCACAUUGUGCAGCUCUCCUGUGGAGUCCAAGUCGUUCUCGGCCUCAACGGGUAUAUCUGGAUUUCUUUGCCGAUGAAGACCUCGGCCAAGGACACGAUGAACUACGCUCAUGUGCAGACGACGCACGAGAAGGUAUCGAAGGAGAUGCGUCUUGCGAUCAGUCGCGUGCGCAAUAUCGUCCUUUGUUUGGCGAGGAGCAACUUUGACAUCUCUACACAAACCAUUGAACGCAUGUAUGACGUCUCCGUUUCGAGAGGGUGGGAGGCAAAGGACCUGGCGGAUCCCCUUGUCAUGCAGGAACUCGUCGAGGCCUUCCUUGUGGCGCGUCUAGGCAAAGAUGCCUAGUUUUCGCGUUUUUCUCCCUCGUCACUGUGGCCCUCCCUUCUCUGUCUAGUCUUAUUUCUUCCCGCCCUGACUUGCACGCAGAUUCGCGGGGCUUGUCGUUUGACUGUUAACUGCCUACAGACCCCGGAAGCGAAACUAAUCUAAUACUUGACUCCGCUGAUUUAAAUCAGAAGAGCUUCCAGUGCGGCUUGUCUUCGUGCCACGCACCCCUUUUCUCUCGCUUCUGUCUCAGUGCUUUUGUCAAAUAGGGAUGAACGGUUUCAGUUACGCCCCGUAGAGUUGUACUGCCAGGUUUUUCCCCUCGGAAUAUGCAGUGCAGUCUCGAUACAUCCUACAUGAGUUGCGUGUGCCAGCAAAGCAAAUGCGUCCUGAGCCCCAGCAAGCGUACCACGCCAAACAGGCGCGACACAGAGGCACACAUCUUCCAGCUUCCCAUUUUUCUAGAAACAGAUACGUGCACAGAGCGGCUGUCUUCUGCGCCCGACCUCCCGACUGCCUCUGUGUAUGGGUGGUGGAGAAAAGCUGCGACUCGUGAGUUGAGGGAAGAGGCGGGACCGAAUGUCUGCGCGCCGGUACGUACACGCCCAAAU
Molecule: messenger RNA, 2499 nt
Organism: Toxoplasma gondii ME49
Lineage: Eukaryota; Apicomplexa; Conoidasida; Eucoccidiorida; Sarcocystidae
Product: exosome component 2, putative
Exons: 5
Coding region: 848-1909 (353 amino acids)
Biological process (GO): TRAMP-dependent tRNA surveillance pathway; U4 snRNA 3'-end processing; nuclear polyadenylation-dependent rRNA catabolic process
Cellular component (GO): nuclear exosome (RNase complex); cytoplasmic exosome (RNase complex)
Molecular function (GO): RNA binding
Source: RefSeq, a predicted model, not a curated record